Cladocopium goreaui is the source of this 416-nucleotide messenger RNA. Lineage: Eukaryota; Dinophyceae; Suessiales; Symbiodiniaceae. The record is from the annotation of a GenBank genome assembly.
AUGGCUGCUGAAUACUGCGGUGGAAUCAGCUUCGAGCGCUUGGAGGUUCGUACAGAGGACCUCUUGGACACGGGAGUUGAGGUUCCAAAAGGUGAAUCCUUGGCUGUGCUGGUGUUGGAUGUGCAUGUGGAUGGUGGAGAUUGGGGCGACGGCCGCCUGCCAGAGGAACUGGAGAAAAAGGAGGUUUGGUUGAGUCUGUUGUCCCGACUGGCUCCAGGAGGCCGCAUGGUGGUGAAUCUGGGAUCCACCACUCAAGGAGUGGAGGCCUUCAUGGGCGCCUUGCUGGGGGCCCGGGACGCUGCAGAUGAGCUGGAGGUGGAGGACGUUUCGGAGAUGAGGAAUGGGAAUUUGAUGUUGCUCUUUGGCCCAUUGCUAGUGGAGCGUUGGCAAGCGAUCUGCUCCGGGCGCCUGCAACG